AUGAGACCACCUUUCUUGUUGGUGGUGCUGGUGCUAUCACAAGGGUUGGAUGGCGAACUGGCCGACUACAGCGACUAUGAUUCCAGCGACAUUUAUGGGAUAGAUAACUUUACCAUAGACGAUGGAGAUGUCAAAUCACACUUGCAAAUCCAAGCAACUCUGCAACACUUUCAAGAGUGUCGUGACAAGAAAUGGUCAUGUGAUAGAGAUUGCAGGUUGGAAUUUCGUCAAAAAACCAGCAAAUGUCAGUUACAGUGCCAGCAGCCGUUCCCGCAUGACAAGUGCUUUGGAAUACCUAUAAAUUACAAAUACACACGCGACCAUGAUAUCGGCAGGUUCCCUGUUGAACUGGGUGUUCUGAGCCAUUAUCCCAGAUGCUGGUCGUAUCUUGGUCCAUUGAUAUGCGCAACAAUCUUUCGGCCUUGCUCUCGUCAUCAUUUCAUUGAGAAAGAGGAGAAUGGCAGCAUUAAGAAUGGAACCAUUGAGUUGUGGCAGCUUUUGGGGAGUAGUUUGUGCGAGAAAGCUGUGCAAAUGUGCGAUGAAGUCAUCGCAGCUGGACUAUUUCCAUCUUUUAUACGUUGUAAAGAUGUCAACAACGCGAAUCACACUGGAAUGAAAAGCCGUCCCAUGUAUUCAAACAAUUGCCAGCACAGUAUCGAUGAUUACCCGGUCAAAACUGACGAUGGUACUUGCCCAUGGCCACUGGUAUCGGAAUCAAGCUCAUUACGGAUAGAUUCAACACCUUUGCUGGAUGAUUGUUAUCUUCCUUGCAGGUGCGUUCACGUGUUUUUGACUGAGAAGUAAAA
Messenger RNA from Cylicostephanus goldi, 806 nucleotides. Lineage: Eukaryota; Metazoa; Nematoda; Chromadorea; Rhabditida; Strongylidae. The record is from the annotation of a GenBank genome assembly.